Molecule: messenger RNA, 5934 nt
Organism: Oncorhynchus gorbuscha (pink salmon)
Lineage: Eukaryota; Metazoa; Chordata; Actinopteri; Salmoniformes; Salmonidae
Gene: itprid1
Product: ITPR interacting domain containing 1
Exons: 13
Coding region: 960-4184 (1074 amino acids)
Molecular function (GO): signaling receptor binding
Source: RefSeq, a predicted model, not a curated record
CGCUACCUCAAAACUUUAGACAUCUGUGGCAUUGUGUUGUGUGACAAAACUGCACAUUUUAGAGUGGCCUUUUAUUGUCCCCAGCACGAGGUGCACCUGUGUAACGACCAUGCUGUUUAAUCAGCUUCUUGAUAUGCCACACCUGUCAGGUGGAUGGAUUUUCUUGGCAAAGGAGAAAUGCUCACUAACAGGGAUGCAAACAAAUUUGUGCCCAACAUUUUAGAAGAACAAGCUUUUUGUGCAAUGGAACAUUUCUGGGAUCUUUUAUUUCAGCUCAUGGAACCAACAAUUUACAUGUUUCUUUUAUAUUUUUGUUCAAUGUAAUAUAUAUAGUAUAGUAAAAACACUUUGGUGUUUUCUCUGAAUCUCUUCUGUUUUUAUGUUUAAAAUAUUGCAGGGCUUUUAAAGAGGAACGCCAGCAGUGAGGAUGACUUAGCGUUGGGCGUCGAAGUAUCCUUACUUCCACAGUGAGACAGUAAAGGAAGAGAAGAAAGUGGAGAAGCAGAAGGAGACAGGAUGUCUUAGAAGGGACAGCCAAGGACAUUUGGCAUGAACCACUGUAUUCUCCUCAGAGACAGAGAGCACAGGAAGAACCUGUCCUUACAGAGAGGACAGGGGGUCAAUUCCAGAAACUGACCCAAGGUGAGAUUGGUCAAGGCUGUCCACUAUCUCCUCCCAGGACCGGCUACUGAAGAUAUUAGAGGGAUUGGCUACUUAGAAAGGCCAGUCAACCAAAAGGGACUGCUGCCCCAAACCCUAAGGAGAGAUUGACCACCCCACAGACUACUCUAUCUCCUCCAAGGAACUGCCAGUGUACUCAACAGAAAGCAUCUUUAUAUGGUAAACAGGGAGUGGGGACCGUCCAGGAAUUUCUGAGGAGUUCCAGGUCCAGCCCAGUUCUCACCAGGUGGAACAGCUUGACCUCCGCCUUCUCAGCACAGUCUGCUCCACUCAGUGUAAUGGAUGUGCUGAAUCUGUGGAGUGAUGACCCAGAGGAGGUCCUACUAGAUCUGGGCUUCGGCUGUGACGAGCCUGACAUCUCUGGACGGAUCCCAGCCCGCUUCAUCAACAACCAGUCCAGCGCCCGGGGAAUCAACAUCCAGGUGUUCCUGGACGCCCAGAAGAACCGCAUGGACAUAGAGAACCCCGAUGUCAGCAAUAGGUUCAGGCAGUUGGAGGUGCUGCAGCAGGUUACCACUGCGUUCUCAUCCCUGGUCGGUGGUGCAUCUACAGACUCCCUCUCCGAGAGCGGAGUUCCAGCUUUAGCUUCAGCCGAGGCCAGGGAGAAGCGGAAGAGGAUGGGCAUGCUGCUCCGCCGGGUCUCCAGAAAAACCCUCAGCCAGACCCAAAUCCAGACCCAGGACUCCCAGGACACAAACCCAACUCCCCACAGUCCCGUAGCCCACUUACAGCAGCCCCUGGCCGGCCCCCCUGACAGGCGGACCCAUCUGAAACGAGCCAGACAGGGCCUGGCUGAGAGUAUAUGUCUGACCCCACUGGUAGAGGAGCAAGGCCUAGCCUCGGAAGCACCAGAGCCCCACUCGGUUCCCCAGGAGGGUGCGCUCAGGCUGGAGGUGGGGAAGGAGUAUCCACCCCUGAUCUCCAGUGGUAUUCCAACCAGAAAGAAAAGUCCUGGGGAGGCCAGGGAGUCCUUUGAGAUGGAGGAGAUCCAGAGCUUUGAUGAGGGCAGUAUUUCUGGGAGCUACAUGGGAGCAUCUGACACCACAGCAGUGUGUGUGAUGAGGACUAACAGCUGCCAGUCUGACAGCAGUGGUUUCCUGGAAGAGCCCUUCAUCCCGUCCAUUACCCAGCAUCCCUCACCUGGACCCGAGCUCAUGAAGGCUUUGUCGGGAAUAUCUGGAGGCAGCACUGACAGCCAGAUCACUGUAAAAGGAGCUUCACCCCCCUCGUCCCCCCCAUCCACUUCCCUGGACCCUUCCCCUCCUUCCCUCUCCACGUGCCACCCAAGACCCGAGUCUCCUCUAUACAGACCAGAGACAACAAGCCCUACAGAGGAGACACCCAGACACCAGGAUUCCCCCACACUCCACUCCCUCCUCUCUGAUGUCUUGGAGAUGACUAACUCUGCGUUUGGAGCCAGGCCAAGCCUAAUGGAAAACACUGUCACUGAGGAAGAUGGAUUCUCUUCGGCCUGCUGUGCACCUUGUCAUAAGCCAGACUCUCCGUUACGGCACGUUAUUAUUAUCAUGAAAACAGAUAGAGAAACAGAACACUUUACUCUGGAAUCAGAGGAAGCUGUUCCAAUAGGAGGAGAGGAAAAGGCCAUAGCGGAACAAAGUGGUAAUGUUCAGACAGGAACAGAGGCUGUUGGUGAUCAGGACACCGAUUGUUAUGGGUCACAUGAAGGCUCUCUGAUGGACUCGGUGGCUCUGGUGCAGAUGAAGAAAGAGAUGGAGAUGAAGAUGGAAGUAGAGAUUAGUUCUGGUUUGGAAGGUCCAGUGUUGGGUCCUAUAGCUGUUCCUGAGGUGGUGGAUCAAGGCUCUGAGACUGGAUCUGUUUGUCAGGACCGGUCCUCUGAAGAUCUUCUAUUAGGAUCUGACCCUAACCUCUCAGCAGCGCUAAGCCCUGCCUCCCCUCUCCCCCCAGCAGAACCUCUCUCUGCCUCCUGUCUCCCCCCAGCAGAGCCUCUCUCUGCCUCCUCUCCCCCCCCAGUGCACUGGGAAACAGGUGGCUCUGAGAUUUCAGAGGGAUCCUCAAGCUUGGUUGUCCAUGAGCCUGCCCCCCCAUUAAAUCAACCAACAGACCUACCUCCAGGCCCAGCUUUAACCUCACCUUCGGAGCAAGUGUCACUUCCAUCCCCAGCCUCUUCCCCACCACCAUCUCCGUCCCCAGCCUCAUGCCCACACCAACCUCUAGCCUCAGCUUUUCUGGCAGCAUCCAGCUCAUCUCCAACACAAUCCCAUUCCCCAAUCCCAAACCAUUCUCUAUCAGCCCUAACCACAACACCAAUCCAAUCCUCAAUUCCAAACUCACCAUCAGCCCAUUCCUUAACCGUAGCGCCAUCUCAAGCCCCAACCCCACUCGUCCCCCACAGUGGUGCUUUCAGGUCAGGCCGAUCUGUGUCUGUCCAGAUGCCCUCCUCCCUGCCCUCUGUCUCCCACUCUGCCCUCCGGAGAGGUGCUGUCCCCCACACCCCCUCCCCGCUCGGCCCUUCCUUCGAGCCCCUCCCCCUGACUGACCUGACGCUCCGGCAGAGGCGGAACUCCUUCUCCAGGAAGGCGUGGUCAGACGCUGAUGUCUCCCACUUUGCAGAACACAGAAACACUGCGGUUGCCAUGGGAAAGGCAGACAUGACACCUGAGACUAUAUCUCUCCCGUCCCCCUGCCCCUCCCCCUCCAUGUCAUCGUCCAAUCGGUGGCUGUCUCGCGACGGUUCACGAAGAUCCGGAAGUUUCCAGAUGAAGUCCACCUCCUUGGACACUGGGCUGUGGCACGAGGAAGUGGGGGAUGAGGAUAGACGGUGGGAACGAGCCCUGUUCUCUGGGCUUUCCUGCUGCUGCUCCUGUGAUAACCGCUGUCGCUGCUGUUCUCAGAACAAUCGCCACAAACCGUCCUCCGUUUCAGCUUUCCCUUAUUCACUGGAUGAACUGGAGGGGAUGAUGCACUGUAUGAGGAAGUUCCGCUGCGUCCUGACAGACAUCGAGGAACAGCUGUCAGAAGACCAGGCCUCGGUGUACAGCUCACUCUCUGACACUGACAGAGAAGAAGUGCGAGACGUCUUGGAGCUGAGGAAAGCUGUGAAACAGGAAGCUGUAGAGUUGGAACUGCAGCUCACUGACCUGGUUCAUCGCUAUGACGACAGCUUCAAAAUGAAGAUGCACAGACUACUCGAUGAACAAUCUCACCUCUACACCCAGCUAAGGCUCCUGCCCCUGAUCCCCACAACCACAUCCACCCCUGGUUCUGCCUCCUCCAGGAGCAUGGCCACUCAGUGCUGCCUGCUGCCCUGGCUCCCUUUGACGGACAUGUCCAGGCCACGCCCCUCAUCGCAGGCCACCUGGGAUUUGGAGUCCAGAUCAGCUCUGCCAGAUUCCAGUUCUAUGGGCCAGAGGCUAAAACAUGGUUCUACAGGCACCAAGCCAGACAAACUGGACAUUGUGGGUUUCAUCCAGAGACUGAAGGAGUCCCUACGCCACUCUGUCAAUACUGACUCACUGGAGUAAAAGAGAGGUGGGGUAGCCCUGACUGACAGAUCUAGGCCAGGAUUCAAUCCUAAGCGUUUCAUAGGGCAGCGUACAAUACAGGCGACCAAAAGGCCCUUUCCUUGACGUUCGCAGAGAGGGCUUUCAUGGUAAACGCUGUGCAUAUCGGCUCAGACGUAAAUGACCUUUGAAAAGUCUUAUAAUCGUGCUCUGCUCUGUAACAAGCCUUUGCGCGAAUCCCAGACCUAUACCCUCUAAAGUUGACUGAACAAAACACUGCCUGUGUCCUCACCCACCCGUGGAUUGUUUUUCUGUCUUACAGAUGCAGCUUCUGCUGUAGCUUACUGAAGAUGAGCUGCUGUCUAAGUGUGUCUAAUCAACCUGGACUCGGGUAGAUGUAACAUGAUAAAUCUAAAUCUGUCUCCCUCCAUUUAGUAUGAUAUGUUAGGUGUGGUAAGGUAUGUAUUUCUUUGUGGAUGUCCAUCAUCCAUUAUGUUAUGAAUAACAAUUCAUAUGAUAUGUUACGAUUUGCUUUUUGUACAAUAUGUCACAAAUUCCAGUUUGAUGUGGCUAACCCUAACAUUAGUUAAGUAGCUUACGUUAACUAGGCAAAGGGUUAGCUAACAUGCUAAGUAGUUGCAAAAAGUAGUAUGUUUCAAAAUAGCUAAUUAGCCUAAAUGCUCGAGUUGUCCGUGAUGAGAUCUGAAGACGCAACCUUAGAGAUGCUAGAAGUUUGCAUUAUAUGCCCACCUAUCCACCCCGACCCACCACCCUCCCUUUGUUUUUGCCUCAUGUAAACCUUACCAAACAUACCAUAUCAUAUUAAUUUGAGUGUCCUGGAUUUACGUUGCCUAUGUCUAGUCUAUGAAACCAGGCUGGUGUAAUCAAUGGAUUCCAUUACUACCAAAGUAGUCCAGUGUCCACAUGAUGAAUAAAGAGCAUGAAUGCAUGAAAUCAUGUGUGCUAUAUCUAUAACGUGCCAAUGCAUAACAUACUGUACAAAGAGUUUGUGUGUAUUGUCAUUCCCUACGUAUCAACAACAGCAUUCGUCUCAACUAAGGAUGUGUUCUCAUUCCUUACUGUGACAUGAAGUCUCCUACUGUUACCUACCUGCAUCAAUGCUCUGGGUAAGACAGAUCCCCAUCCACAUGAGAUCCAUGCAGUAUGUGUAUGCUAUAGAGAGGAGCUCCUCUCUGUGUCACCUCCCCCCACCCGCUCUGGGUUAUGUCCUUAUUAGCACAAGAGGUGGUCUAGCUCACGUCUCCUGUCUCUUCAGACCCCAAUUAGCAGCUGUGUAGUACCAGCCUGUGAGCCUGAUGCAUUUCAUAACCCCCUCCACUGGUGCUCCCAACUUAAAUGUAAGAGAACCACAUGCCAUUUAGGAACACAAGAAAAUAAGUAUGUUUUAUUGCGAUACAGCCUACUGUAUAUAGAGCCCCACAGUGGAAGUGUCAUACCCAUAAACCUAACGGUCAAACAGGGAGUCACCUUGUCCUAGAGAGAUUUAGAUGGUUAUCAAAAUGCCACGCCAGGGUAAGCCUACACAACACAGCUCUUAUUUUAAGUGUUUGUAAAAUCCCCUACAGGAAAAAGGAAUGGUGGAAAAACGAUUACAACCAUUUCCUUGUUUGACUGCUAGAUUUUAUGGGUAUUAUGACUCAAUACUGUGGUACUCUAUUGGGCCUAAGAAUUCUUGUUACUUUUGAAGCAAAUGUUGUGCCCUAGAAAGUAAUAUGUACAUUAGUUUAUAAUAAAAUGUUGAUUAAAGUCA